AUGCUCCCCAAUGCCCUCAAGGCCAAAUAUGGCAGCAUUGUCCGCUUUGAAAUCGGCCCCCAGACUUCGCAACAAGGCCAUGAAAUUGCGCAACUUAACCACGAACGGAUCUCAGCAUCAUUUAUUUCCAUCACGAAGCGUUUCAGGAAGUUAAGAAUUGUCAUUGACGUAGUUGACGUAAAGAAAUCGGACUUGGCUAUUCCGUAUAGUAUCUGGACAUACUAUGGACAGUACCCUGUUUGACACCAGCCACCCAACCCCACCAACCCAACAACAAACAGCCAGCUACCAAAGCAAGGUUGUCAGUCCCGUUGCUCUUCUUCCUCCUGCCAACAGUGUUUAUCAAUCGGUUCUGGGAGUUUGACGGUAAUGCAAGAAAGCCAUCACCAACCCAGCCCACCGAGAUCUCCCUGUGAAAGAGGCGAAGCCGAUGGUGGGUUCGAGUCAAAGAACCACGCUAUUCUCAAACAUGGGUAUAUGCUGCUUUGUAUGACCCCGGGGAGGGGGAGGGGGGGAGAAUAAUAAUAAUAGUGUUGGGCGGCGUUUCCGAAUCAUCGUGCAAGCAUGGCUGGCCCCCUGCAUGCCUGAAGUGAACAUGAGGAUUGCGAUAGUUCCACGCCUUACUUUCUUCCUCCUCCUCCUCUCCUCAGAGAAACGAGAGUGGCUGGGAUACUCUGCCGAUUCCUGGCAGAUUUCUGUAUGUACUGUACUUACUUGUACCUUCGGCCCCUAGUACGCAUUUGUCAGAUUAUCACGUAGCAAAGAGUGAACAGCGUAACCAAAAGAAGAACAAGAAGAAGGAAAGUAAAAAAAAGCAAAGGGGUUCUUCCCGUCGGCUGCACCCUGUCACUGGGACUGGGAAGAAAACAGGGGGUUAGAACUUAGCAGGAGGAGGGAAGAAGUUAAGUUACCAUUAAUCAUGUUACCAGACCAUCGAGCCCAGACGCAGGGCGUUUUUUUUUUUUUUUUUUUUUUUU
Molecule: messenger RNA, 977 nt
Organism: Blastomyces gilchristii SLH14081
Lineage: Eukaryota; Fungi; Ascomycota; Eurotiomycetes; Onygenales; Ajellomycetaceae
Exons: 2
Coding region: 1-243 (80 amino acids)
Source: RefSeq, a predicted model, not a curated record